This is a messenger RNA of Radiomyces spectabilis, 2179 nucleotides long. Its product is annotated as rab-GTPase-TBC domain-containing protein. The transcript is spliced from 12 exons. Gene Ontology annotation, molecular function: GTPase activator activity. Gene Ontology annotation, biological process: activation of GTPase activity. Gene Ontology annotation, cellular component: Golgi apparatus. The coding region runs from base 1 to 1734 and encodes 577 amino acids. The record is from RefSeq and is a predicted model, not a curated record. NCBI's taxonomy places the organism in Eukaryota, Fungi, Mucoromycota, Mucoromycetes, Mucorales, Radiomycetaceae.
AUGAAGCUCGGUUUGUUACGUCAGCAAUUGAUCACGCAAAUUCGAAUGGGGAAUUGCGGAGCGAAACCGAUUCCAACAGCGACACUCUUCCUCAAAUUCGGUUAUCAGUUGGUUCACUGUCAAAAAGCGUUGUCCCUUGAUGGAAGAACAUCUUUUUGGCGACGUAGAGGUGCGAAAUUGCCAGGAAGUGUUAGUAUCGUUCCACGCUCUUCAGUGAGUUCCACCGAGAAUGAAAGCGGCAGCAAACCACCGAUACUGGUUGGUGCACGAUACAACUAUACGAGCUUAGUGACAAGUCAUCGUCCCGGAGAUAAAAACGCACCCAUCGCUAUGCUACCUUGUCAGUAUCCUUCCAAUUCGUCUUCCGCGUUGUCUUUGCCGGGCAUUCAGGCUUUCAAAUCGUAUUCUUCCAAAAAAUCACCAUCGCCCAAACGACCUUCACCUUUAACGCAGCAUCAACGCUCCUUAUCUUCUACUCACAAAUCAUUCGACGCCUUUCUCAUGGAUACUAACGAUGAAUGGAAUGAUACGCUAGAAUACGCUACUGUUCGUGAACCACCCCAAAUCACCAACUCGGAACCGAAUCAGCCCCUUUCAACUUCUUCAGACGCUGCUAGUCCGACAGAGACACCGACCGUUUCAAAGGUUUCCCCUAAACCAGCUAAACCAGCUAAUCCUCGUGGCAUGAAAGAUCAUCUCGAUAGUAUAUUGAACGAUCCGACCAAUAUCCUAUUAUAUACCAAUCCGGAAGACACGUUGGAUUCAGCCCGAACGAAUAAAUUCAAAGAGGUUCUCUCAAACACCAAUGUGGAUCUCGUGGCAUUACGAGCACUCAGUUGGAGUGGAAUACCAAAAGAAUUUCGUUUGAUGGCAUGGCAGUUAUUACUGGGUUAUCUUCCAUGUAAUUCAGCGCGACGUGUAGCCACAUUAGCAAGGAAGAGAAAAGAAUAUUCGGACAGUGUAGCUGCAUCGUACGCAAGAGGAAUAGCUGGGUUGGAUCAAGCCUUAUGGCAUCAGAUACAUAUCGAUAUACCCCGAACCAAUCCCGGUGUUCCUUUAUAUCAAUACGAAGCUACUCAGUUGUGCUUGGAACGCAUCCUUUAUCAAUGGGCAAUACGGCAUCCUGCAAGUGGAUAUGUACAAGGCAUCAAUGACCUUGUGACACCCAUUUUUGAAGUAUUUCUUGCUGCGUAUAUAGAUGAAGAUCCGGAAGAUUAUGAUGUGAGUCAGUUGGAUCCUUCGAUCCUAUCAGUGAUCGAGGCAGAUAGUUUUUGGUGCCUUUCCAAACUACUAGAUGGCAUUCAGGAUAAUUAUACCUUUGCGCAACCGGGAAUUCAGCGACAGAUCGUGACAUUAAAGGAGUUGGUGUGUCGUAUUGAUGCACGUUUGACAAACCAUUUGCAAAAUGAGGGAAUUGAGUUUAUUCAAUUUGCUUUCCGGUGGAUGAACUGUCUGUUGAUGCGAGAACUUCCUCUGAAGAGUAUUAUUCGUAUGUGGGAUACGUACUUGGCGGAAGGAUCAUCGGAAGGGUUUUCGGAGUUUCACGUCUACGUAUGCGCGGCGUUUCUGGUCAAAUGGUCGGAACAAUUGCAAAAGCUGGACUUUCAGGGAGUCAUGAUAUUUCUACAGCAAUUGCCAACGCAAGGAUGGUCCGAAAAAGAUGUCGAACUCUUGCUGUCCGAGGCUUAUAUGUGGAAAACAUUGUUUCAUAAUGCGCCCAGUCAUUUGAAGUAACAAUUAAAAAAAAAGGCUAAAAGGGAAAAGAUGACCCGUCUACAGUGACUCAGUUGCAAUGAAACGAGGCAGUGUAUCCAUAGUGUCGGUUUCAUCGCUCAUGACAGAGAAAAGCGAGAUCUUGGAGCGGAUUGGGGAGUCAAGCCAGGGGGAAUUGUAAAUCUAGGAGGGAAAGAUUUGCGCACUUAUUAUUGUUGUUAGUAUAUUUGUUGUUGUUGUUGUCUUGGUUUUGAUAAUGUAGUUGUGGAAGGUGUCCUUAUGAUGAUUAACUUUUUAAGGUUCUUGGCCGAAGUAAACAAAAGCACUGGGAUUGGGGUGAUUCAUGCUUGUUGGUUUUGGGUGGACCCCUGAAACGGUUCAACUAGGCUAAACCCUUCUCCACAUUCUGUCCCUUAACAUGAUGGUGGCACAAAAGAGCCACCAUCAGGGUCGAGUCCAGACUGUG